Molecule: messenger RNA, 366 nt
Organism: Oldenlandia corymbosa var. corymbosa
Lineage: Eukaryota; Viridiplantae; Streptophyta; Magnoliopsida; Gentianales; Rubiaceae
Source: the annotation of a GenBank genome assembly
AUGGGCAUCGUUCUAAAGUUCAAGAAGAAGGGUCCGGUUGGAAGCUUUCGGAAGCAUCCAAGGAAGAACAGGCAUCCACUUAGGGCAAUUACUAACUCCUUUUUAGAUGAGUUUCGCUAUGGUUCUUCUUCCCCUGGUCAAGUAAAUAAACUCAGAGACAGCAACAAAGAACUCUAUGAGUUAAUAGCUAUAGUUCCAAAACCCGAUUCACUUGUCCAACAAGUAAAGGCAGCAGAAACAUCGAUGUCCAAACCUGCGGUAUCUCCUAACGUUGGAACUUGUUCCUCAAGUAAUGCUUUGAAGAAAGUUGGCGGAAACAAAUUCAAGAUCAUCAUGAAGAAAAAGAAGGAGAUGGUUGCCGCGUAG